AUGCUAUCCGCGCCCGCGGAGCGCCCAAAAGCCAGGUCUCCGGUGAUCACGAACACCAGCAUAAAAGUGCCGCGUCACUGGCAAAGCCACCUUCCUCGAAGCUGCUUCUCCCUUCUCCGAUUGCAGUUCCGCCAAGCAUGGCGGCGACCAGCAUGUUCGAAGAAUGUGGUCGUCCUUUUCAGAGUGGAACUCCUUUCUGCAAUGGUUGACCGAUGUCCCUUUAUAUUGGGCCUAUUGGCAUGUGGAAUUUUGAAUAGCUGGCAGAUGCAGAAACCUUCUGAAGAACCAACAUAUGCUUUACAGUUAUGUGAGAUUGGCGAUCCUAUGAACAGUGUGGAUUUUGUUGACUUUGGCGACUUAGAUGCUACUGCCAUUACACAUCCCAGAGAGGAGAUUGCUGAAGAGAUGGCUACAGAGAACCCAGAGGGGUUAUACCCCUUGGUUGGAACAUUGAUGAUGUGCCCAUGCAUACCACCUUCUUCAAGGGGACCUGGAACUCCUCUUAUUGAGCACAUUAAUGUUGUGAUGAAUUCGGAUCCUUCAACAGUUGAGCAGCGGGCUUCUGAGGUGCGUCCAGGUGGAGAUAUGUGGAUUGAUUUUCAAAGUUUUGUUGUGCUAGAGUGUUAUGUUCGCGGCCUUGCCAAGUUCCAUGUCAAGGAUGGUGAGUUCUGGAGUGGCAUUCCCGUCCAUGAACCUCGUUUGGGUUUUUAUUCUUGGCUUACUUGGAGAGGUUCUGGCUAUUGGAAGGUUGAUGAGCUCAAGGAGCAGAAGGCUAUCAUUAUAGAGAAAGUUGUGGUGGGAUCUUAG
Dovyalis caffra is the source of this 807-nucleotide messenger RNA. The record is from the annotation of a GenBank genome assembly. Lineage: Eukaryota; Viridiplantae; Streptophyta; Magnoliopsida; Malpighiales; Salicaceae.